Molecule: messenger RNA, 4342 nt
Organism: Agrilus planipennis (emerald ash borer)
Lineage: Eukaryota; Metazoa; Arthropoda; Insecta; Coleoptera; Buprestidae
Product: formin-2
Exons: 10
Coding region: 589-4281 (1230 amino acids)
Biological process (GO): cortical actin cytoskeleton organization; actin filament network formation
Cellular component (GO): cytoplasm; cytoskeleton
Molecular function (GO): actin filament binding
Source: RefSeq, a predicted model, not a curated record
AACACAAUGCGCGAAUGAUAAGCACACGGUGACCUCACCAUGCAGGCACAAGAGUCCAUCAAUCAGAACCCAAAAUAGUGUUGGUGUAAUAUACGUAGAUUAGUGACAAUAGACCGAUUGUUUAUUAUUUAAUUAUUGAAAAGAUGCCGGUCACCACUUUUUUUGCUCCAGUUUCCGUGAAAUCGAUAGAAAGCGUCGAGGCGCACGCGUGUUGAAUUUCUCCUCAAACGCGACAAUUUUUCCGACAACUAUAACAAAUUGCCAGUCGAAAAUGUCCAAUUGAUUACCAUGAGAGAAGACCUCAAGACACAACAGCAGUCUCAAUCAUAACUAUUACGCAUUAAACAUGUGAUUAAAAUUAAGCGUUUCCGCUUAUCGUAUUAAAUUGUACAAUAGUUGUUAUUGUGUAAUUGUUGAGCAGUGUGUGCUAGUGUUGUGAUGAUGGCUUCGGUCUUAAAAUAGUUAUCCCUGUUCCGUUCUUCAGGGAACUUUUUGUUAUAGUUUUGUUUUGUUUUUUUAUUUUUAUUAUUGUUGCGUCUCAACAAUACUGAAAAUUAGUACCGAAUUGCAUUUGCGAGAAUCGGAAAAAUGGGCAACCUUCAAACGAACGAAUCCAAGUCGUCGAAAGGGAAAGUGAAAGCGUUAAUGCUUAGAAGAGGGAAAAAGGACAAGUUGGAGGAGCAAUUCUUGGAUAUCGCAGCAGUUCAAAAAGACGUGAAAAAUGAAUCGGAAGGAAGUUGCGAAGACGUCACACUUACGGCCGAUGAGAUAAUAAACAAGCCGAAAACAGAUAAAGUCGUAGUUACAGACUCUUGGCAGAAGAUCAACAAGGUGUCUGGCAACAACCCUCCCGAAGUAUUAGAGACAACGCCCCAAAGCAAUUCCAGUUCAGAUUCGGCAUUUACCGAUCCUCUUGUAUCUUCCAAUUAUUCAAAAGAGAAAUCCGUGAAUAUAGACGACAUAGGAGUAUCGGACUCAAUGAUCACCGAGUUCCUGAAUUUACCUUUGAACAGCUUCAAGUUGAAUGAUUACAAAGUCAGAAAAGAAGAAGAGCUAGAGAAGAAACUGAGUAAAUUGGGUGUCUCUAAAGUGAGCCAAAUAAGUUUGGACAGUGAUCCAUGUGGUCGUUUUGCUUCGGCUAAUGUGGAGUGCGUAAAUGAAGAAAAUAAGCCCAUGAACAAUACGACGACUGAAAGCGGUUUUUUUAGUGGACAGGAAAUCAGUGAAACGUUGGAAAAUGAUAGCGGAAAUUCACAUGGGUCUUUAUCUACUCUUUCUAUAUUUAACGACAAUAUUCCAUCGGCAAAAGAAAAACCGAAAAAACCUUCUUUGGAUAUUAAAAUUGCCAACUCGGUUCCAAAAUAUGGGAGGCAUAUGUCAGUACCGGGAGAACUCGUGUCGAAUUUUAAAGAAGACAGUUUGAUAUUAAAGAAGGUAGCUUCCCUUACACUGGACAAAGCAACAUUGGACGCGAAAAUAGCAAAACCUAAAUUUGUGCCUGAAAAAUUAGACUUCAAACUUUACGAAAAAUUCGAAGGCCACAUGCUCAUCAACUGGUACCUGUCCGAGUUCGGGGAAGAUCACUAUUUGAGAAAAGUUCUACAUGGACAGGACCUCAAACUUUUAGCGAUACAGUUUUGUACCCACUUGUUGGCCGCCGGUGUAGUCAAGCAAAUUCCUGAUAAAGACGCACCCAUGUACAAUAUUUUCAAGCCCGAUCUAAUGUAUUACUGGGCACAUACGGAAGCACCACAAUCGGUUCCCCAAACGCCUGGAAAAUUCACAACUCUCCAUUGGCCUCCAACGUCUCCAUCGCCGUCAGAAGUUUUCUAUUCACCUGCUUACACGGACAUUUCGUCAUCUAAAAGCACCCUUCAAGCAAUAACACCAACAGAGGUAGAAACGAAAUUGUCUGCCAAAAAUGCAGAAAUAACUUCUUUAGAAGACGAAAUAAACAGGUUAAAGCAGGAAAUAGAAAAGUACAGGACACUGACAAACAUAGAAGAGCUGACUGCGAAAACCACGGCGGAUUUUAGCUCUCCUACAGAAGAAACGAAAACUACUUGUGAUUACUGUGAUAAAUGUAGAAAUAAACUUUCAACUGACAAUAAUAAUUCGUCUAGUUUAAGGAUUAAAAGUGAUACACUGAGUUCAAACGAAAUAAAAGUAGACUCCUAUAUUCAAACCGAUUUAAAUAGUUCCGCUAUUGAAAAAUUGCUGCUUAUUAGUACAAAUCAAGAUAAGGACGCACUAGCACAAUUGUUAAACAAAUCUACCUCAUCUCCUAGCAUUAAUAAUAAUCAAUCUGCUCUCACGAACGAUUCUAUUUGCCAAACAUCAGAACCCAUUACGAAAUCAGUUGACACUAAAGAAACACAAACCGAUUAUCAUGAACCUCUUGCAAUACAAAAGGAUCUACAAACAACAACCACAACACCAAUUCCUCCAUCACCACCUUUCGCGGGAACAUUAUCUUGCUCUUCAUCGAUUCCUCCACCUCCACCCCCACCUCCAUUGCCUUUGACAACAGACGCCCCUCCACCACCUCCACUUCCUGGUACAAUAGGACCUUCACCUCCUCCACCACCACCCCUACCUGGAACAGCAGGUCCUCCGCCUCCACCACCCCUCCCAGGAACUGCAGGUCCUCCUCCUCCUCCUCCUCCUCCUCUUCCUGGAAUGGCUGGCCCUCCUCCUCCUCCACCUCUUCCUGGAAUGGCAGGUCCUCCUCCACCACCACUACCUCCAGGACAAGCUGCGCCACAUCCAACAGGAGCAGGUCCUCCACCACCUCCACCACCCCCCGGAAUGUGCAACUCAAAACUUAUUCCGCCGCCGCCGCCGAUAAAUGGGCCGGUGCCUUUUCCAUCACCACCCCCUGAGGGUUGGAAUCCUCAAAAAAAUCCGGUUCCUGCAGUCCCUUAUCAACUCGUUUUGCGUAAGAAGCCAAUUAUUCCCGCCACUCCUAUGAAACCGCUUUACUGGACAAGAAUCGUCGUCCCAGAAAAUGCAAACCUUUCGGAAUCAAUCGAUGAUGUCGACAGUCCAACGUUACCAUUGUGGUCCCAAAUAGACGAAGUUCCUUUAAAAAAUAUGAACGAAUUCACGGAACUGUUUUCUUAUCAGGCCAUUGCAAGAAAACAGACAAAAAAGAAACAGGAAACUGCUCCAAAAGCUACAGCUGUGAAACUUUUGGAUAGCAAAAGGUCACAGAAUGUUGGAAUUUUGGCUCAAAGUUUACAUGUAGAAUUUUCGGAAAUCGAAAAUGCUAUCUACAAUUUCGAUACAUCUGUUGUUAGUCUGGAGGCUCUUCAGCAGAUUUACGAAGCGAGAGCAACGCCAGAAGAAAUUAAACUCAUUAACACCCAUCUUAGUGACAACCCCAGUAUUCCUUUAGAUAAACCGGAAAUGUUUUUGCGUGACCUAUCAGAAAUAUCCAAUUUUGCUGAAAGGAUAUCUAGCUUUAUGUUUCAAGUGGAAUUUGAUGAUUCACUAUCAUCGGUAGAAAAUACGCUAACCAACAUUAAAACUACGUGCGACUUUUUGGUAAAAAGUCCAUCCCUGAAAGACAUCCUAUCAAUAAUAUUAACGUUAGGGAACUAUAUGAAUGGAGGUAACAUGACCAGGGGGCAAGCUGAUGGUUUUGGACUAGAAAUUUUGUCGAAAUUAAAAGACGUCAAAUCAACGAAAGAUUCCCAAACUACCCUCCUCCAUUUUAUAGUCCGUACAUACAUGUGCAAGUUAGAUAGUCCCUUUUUACUUAAUUUCCCGCUACCAGUCCCUGAACCAGAAGACAUUCGAAGAGCUGCUGCUGUUAAUUUUGAUGAAGUUUGUCAAGAUUUACAAAAAUUGGAAACUCAAUUAAAGGCUUGUGAAAGGCGAAUACAAAAGGUAAUCGAUGAAUCAACUCCAGAAAACUUGGAACCUUUUAAAGAAAAAAUGUCCAAUUUUUUGGAAAAUGCUUACAAACGAAUGUCCUGCCAAAAAGAAUAUUUAGAAGAAUGUAAAAGGAGAUUUAUCAGUACAAUGAAGUUUUAUCAUUUUAAGCCUAAAUCUGGCACCGUAGAAACUUUUCCACCAAACGAGUUUUUCGAAUUGUGGUUACAGUUUUCCAAGGACUUUAAAGAUAUAUGGAAAAAGGAGAUACUACGAUUAGAAAAGGCAAAGAAAGACGAUUUGCGAAGAAGGGAGAAAGAAAAAGUGUCACAAAAUAUUUCUAUCAAGAAACGAGAAAAUGGUUUGAAAUCGAGAGUUGAAAGACUGAAACAAAAACUUAAAUAAAGCCAAAUCUUGUUUGAUUUUAUAUGAAUUUUAAAGUACCUAAGUAUUUAAUCUAAAUUUU